Messenger RNA from Dendronephthya gigantea, 3191 nucleotides. RefSeq names its product probable 3',5'-cyclic phosphodiesterase pde-5. The coding region runs from base 199 to 2952 and encodes 917 amino acids. Lineage: Eukaryota; Metazoa; Cnidaria; Anthozoa; Malacalcyonacea; Nephtheidae. The transcript has 28 exons. Gene Ontology annotation, molecular function: 3',5'-cGMP-stimulated cyclic-nucleotide phosphodiesterase activity; protein binding. Gene Ontology annotation, biological process: signal transduction; negative regulation of receptor guanylyl cyclase signaling pathway. The record is from RefSeq and is a predicted model, not a curated record.
CAGACGGAUUAGCAUCUUAGAAAUUAGAUUUUUAACUUCGAUUGAAUAAGUAAUAUGCAACUAUAUUGCUUUUUCCCAGUUACUAUGGGAGAUUUUGAAGGACAGACUUUAUUCCAAUAUAACUUGUAUGUACACACGUCUGUUUGAUAACUACUGGCUUGCGUUGAAUCAACUGUCAGUGGAUUCUUUCUGGCGGAAAUGUCUAGUCCAACGCGACAAAUGUCAACUCGAAAACUUCCUCCGUUACCUGGGAGCCGUUCGCCCUUCGGGGCCAAAUCAAACUCGGCUCAUUCAAGUCCUAACGCAUCAAGCACCUCAAUAUAUUCGAACGAGAAACGGGUCGGUGAGAAAAUAAAUAAGGAUCUGUCGAAAAGUCUUAACGAUGGACCUUUUCGACCCGCUCUUGUUAAUGCAACGUUGCCUGACCAACCGAACACAAAGGAGACUACAAAACAAUUCGAGGCAGACGACAUCAGAACUUUUCUGCACUACAAUCCGAUGUUCCUAGAAAAUUACGUCAUGAAAAACGUGGAUCAGCAACGAUUAGAAAGAUGGCUCGUGCGAAAGACCAACCAGGAAAAACGCAAGGCUAUUCAACCAGUUAAAACCAGCACAAACACAGGGCAGGGUACAGCAUCUCUCUCAAAAUGGAAGUUCUGUGUGCACAGUGACAAAAAGAAGCCGCUUCAGGAAUUGACAAGAGAUAUACAUGAGUCGCCUAACAAGGAGAAAGUUGUUUCUGAAUUGGCCCAAUGCAUCACUUCAGCUUGUCACGCAGAUUGCUACUCCCUUUAUCUGGUAGAGGAUAACAACAAGGAAAUGUUUUUAUACAGUCCAAAUGCACCAGGAUGCCGAACUUCUGAAAAAAUUUUGAUCGAGGAAGGGACGACCAUUGCUGCAUACGUUGCCUCGACAUUGACAUCAGUUAGAACGAAUGAAAUACUCGGGGAUCCACGGUUUCCUAAAGGAACAGGCUUGGAAGAAAGUACUGCUCAGUCUGUGAUAUGUCAGCCAAUUAUUGAUAGCGGUGGGAAACUUGUAGGGGUGAUUGAACUUUCGAGAAGAGUUGGACACGACGCAUUCUGUGAAGAAGAUGACGAGAUCGUAAACAGUUACCUUGUCUGGGGAGGCAUUUCGCUGUAUUAUGCCGAGAUGUUUUACUCUAUGAGAAAACACAAACGAUUGAGCGAGUUUCUUCUCAAUGUAACAAAGUCAAUAUUUCAAGAUAUCGUUAGCAUGGACACAGUGAUAAUGAAAAUCAUGAAUUACGCGCAGAGUCUGGUGGACGCUGACCGCACGUCGCUAUUUCUCGUGGACUCAAAGACGGAGGAACUUUAUGCGCGAAUAUUUGAUGUGGGAGGGUCCCCUGAGGAAUCUAUGUCGCAAAACUUGAAGAAGGAAAUAAGAUUUCCAAAGUCAAAAGGUGUUGCUGGUUACGUUGCUACCUCAGGAGAAACACUCAACAUCACAGAGGCGUAUAACGAUCAGCGUUUUAACCGGGAAAUAGACAUUCAAACUGGUUAUACAACAAAAACACUUUUGUGUAUGCCAAUUUUUAUCCGAGGGAAUAUCAUCGGCGUCGUUCAGAUGGUCAACAAAAAAACUGGCGUAUUCACAGCUGCAGACGAGCAAUCGUUUCAAACGUUCGCAACUUACUGUGGUCUUGCUCUCCAUCAUGCAAAGCUUUACGACAAAAUAAGAAGAUCAGAACAAAAAUACAAGGUGGCUUUAGAGGUGCUUUCAUACCACAGCAUGUGCACAGAUGAAGAAAUGAGAGAUCUGAAUAAAGUUCGUUCUUCUAAGCUUCCCGCAAUUGACAGAUUCUGCUUCGAUGCGUUCAGCGUGGAACAAAUUGAGAUGGUGGAAAUGGUUAUAAAAAUGUUCAAAGAAUUAUUUUCGCUCAAAAUGUUUGAUGUGGAUGAGCUGACAAAAUUCACGCUGACAGUGAGAAGAAACUAUCGCAGAGUUCCUUACCACAAUUGGACUCACGCGUUUUCGGUAGCCCAUUGUAUGUUUAUGAUUUUGAGAGAGGCAUCUUCGAACUUCAUGCUAACCGAGUCGUUGGCGUUGUUCGUCGCCUGUCUCUGCCAUGAUCUGGAUCAUCGUGGUCGAACUAACUCGUGGAUGAAAAAGGAGGGAACGGCCUUAGCUUCUGUAUACACAACGUCCCCACUUGAACAUCAUCACUUCAAUCAAACCAUUACCAUAUUACAGCAUGAAGGUCAUAACAUAUUCUCAAGAUUUUCAUCAUCCGAAUACAAGUCGAUUCUUGGACAUAUAAAAUACUGCAUCUUGGCAACCGACCUUGCCGUCUUCUUUGGAAAUAAGGGGAAACUUAAACAGCUCUUAGACAGUAAACAAUUCUCUUGGAAAGAAUUUGAACACACAAAGUUAGUCCAAGCUAUUGCAAUGACUGGUUGCGAUCUUUCUGCCUGUACAAAGCCGUGGAAAGUUCAGUACGAAACGGUUAAAGUUAUCUUUCAAGAAUUCUAUGCAGAGGGAGACGAGGUUAAGCGACAGGGAAGCCAGCCUAUUCCAAUGAUGGACAGAGACACCGCAGACGAUUUACCAGCUCAUCAGGUCGGUUUCUUGGUUGGGAUUUGUCUGCCAUGUUAUGAAAUGCUAAAGGAACUAUUACCUCACACAGCAGCCCUGCUUGACGGAGCCAGAGCAAACCUUAAACGUUGGUCAGAACUCGUGGCGAAGAAAAAGCAGGAAAGUCAGCAAGAAGAGAGAGGCGAAAAUGCCCAUGAAGUUAAAGAUGAAAAGCAAGAAGAUGACGAAGUUGAGAAAAAGGACGAAGAAGUUAAAAACGAGGAAAACAGCGCUGACGUACAAGAAACUUCACCUGUUCUUCCUGAGAGCGACGAACCCACUAAAAAGACGCUCGUUGAAAGAAUAAAAUCCGAAAGUGCAAAUGAUAUGAUAUCCUUCUCAAGCGAUGACGAAUGAACAGUUCUUGAACUAUUGGUUUAUAAUUGUAAAUACAAAAUGCUAAAAUUUCGCCAGUAGUUCUGAAUGCCACGAGAAAUGGACAGAAAUCACAGAGAAUUAUCGAAUUAUAAACUGUCCACUGAUUUGGCCUUGUCUGGCCAAAGAAUUGAGACUUGAAUAUACGUGAAACAGAUUUGCGGAUUAAAUAUGUGUAUAUGUACAUGAAAAUUAUUCAAUUUAAUAAAUCAUUGAUAACA